GGUUAAACAUUAUGGCGGCUGACAUUUGAUUAUGAGCAUACAGCAUGGACAUUUCACCGACACAAGCCAUCAUAGAACGACUUAACAUGGAUGUUGAUUCGAAUUCACAAUCUGUUCAUAUCAGGGAUCUACCAGAGGAGAUUUUAGAAUAUGUACUUCGAUACUUAUCUCCAUAUCGGGAUUUAAAAUCGGCGAUGCUGGUGUGCCACCAAUGGCAUCGACUUGUUCAAGGUGUGCUGCAUCAAAUCUACCUUGACUUCCUUCAUAGUUUGUGGGACAGUAAGAUCAGCUGGACAGAGAUCCUGCCUGAGGUUGGCUCCAACAUCACAGAGCGCUACUCUCACUGUGCUUGCUACUAUGACAAAUCUGCCUACAUCUUCGGUGGCUGCACUUCCACAAAUACAACCUUCAAUGACCUCUGGAGGUUUGACCUUUCAACAAGACAGUGGGUCCGACCACUAGCCAUAGGAACAUAUCCAUCACCAAAGGCAUGUUCCAGCAUGACAGUCUACAAAGACAGCCUAGUCCUUUUUGGUGGCUGGAGCCAUCCUACUCCUUAUCCCCUGCAUCAGGCUGCCCGGUUUUUCUCUGAGCUACACAUGUACAAACCAGAGACAAACAGGUGGUUUCACAUCACCACCAUGUCCCCAACAAGUCCUAAGCCAACAGCUGGUCACUCAGCCUCUGUAGUCGGGGACACCAUGGUCGUGUUUGGAGGCUCACAUAUUCCAGGAGCUGGAACCAAUGAUGUUUGGGUGUUUGAUUUCAUUGAAAUGCUGUGGAAAAAGAAGCAAAUUGGAAAUAAGAAACCUAGCCCAAGAUAUGGCCAAACACAGAUGACCAUAGAUGACUCACAUAUUCUGAUCAUCGGGGGAUGUGGUGGACCUAAUCAGAUCUUUAGCGAUGUCUGGCUUCUCUCCCUUGACUGUGAACCUUGGCAAUGGCAAGAGAUUCAUGUAUUACAUCCAGAAAAUGCAGCUCCUCAACUUUGGUGUCACCCAGCUUGUAAGGUUGGUGAUAUGAUAGUGGUUCUAAGUAAACCCAGCAAACCCCUGCAGUCCUCCUCCAAGGAAAAUAUCCGGGAAAAUCAGGCCACCAUGCGUCAAACUUUUAGGGGAAAUAGAGUGUGGGUCCCUCCAAGGGGAGAUAAUUCACAAGACGCACCCUCUGAUAAUCGCAAUAGAGCCCGACCUAUGCAUGUAUCCGACAGUGAUGACAGCUCUGGAGCAGAGAGUGAGGAUAACAUGCCUGGAGGUCAGGGAGGUCAGAGACCAGAGUUCAAACAUCCCUCCUAUUUACAGCUAAGGUCAUCAAGGUCAAGAGGUCAACCGAAUCAGUCCUCUAGAGGAAUGGGAGGUCACUUGUCACCCAAUAGACUUCAAGGUCAAGGACAUUUUUCAGGCAGUGUGGUAGGGGAUGACCUUCCAUCUGAGGAAGGAGCAUGCGGAGGCACAAGUAGCUUAAGGCCUGGGGUGCCUUCAGUGCGACCAAAUGCUAUGAAAAAUAGACAAAAACAGUUAGAGGCACUGAGGAAGUUUGAGGAAAAAUUGCGAGAGAGUCGCAUUGGACAAUCAUCGUCAUCUGGCAGGGGGCAAGGGAAUGCAUCAUCUGUAGGGGGAGGUAAUACUGCUAACUCUCGAGACAAUCGUGUGACAAUGCAUUUACAUGUUCUAGACAUUAGUGAGGUCAUCAAGACCAAGACGGCCACAUGGCGACCUAUCAAUGAAAACAUUUCCUUAAAUGCUCCAGAGGAGACAAUAUUCUACUCAAUGGUUGAAGGUCGAGGAGAACUGAUAGUUUUUGGUGGUAUUCAGCGAGACAUCCAGUCCAUGCAGCGUGGUAUGGACGUUAAGCCACAAGUCGUUAGCAACAGUCUCUACAUUGUUUCUCCUCGUAAACAGUAUUUAUAGCUAUAAGAACUAUUUGUACAACGUAUAGAUUUCACUGCUAUAGCUUGACCAUACUGCAGAAUUAUUUCACAAUGGGCCAAUUUUUUAUUAUUUAAAACAAAGUUAUUAGCUGAACCACAGGGAAAUUUGUUUUAAAAUGUCUAGCAAUUCCCUGUAAUACAUAUGUACUUGAAGAUAAAACCAAGCCUGUGAAAAACUGAAAUAAUGAAAUUGAAUGAUCUUUAAUUAAAAGUUUUAACAAUUCCAAUGCACGGAUGUGGAUAAUGCUAUCAAAAAGUGGCAAUUUACACUUAUCUAGUAAUUGGUACCAAUAAAGAUUUAGAAAUCAUGUAGGAUUAAGAAAGUAACCAUAAAAAGUUUGGGCUGGUGCUAAAAUUUAGGAUUGGUAGAAGAAAAAAAGAAGCUUUUCUUGGCUAAAUUUUGUUUCCAUUUUAAAAUUUGUUAUUUUGUUGUUAACUAGACUAAUUGCCAAUGGUCCCUGUGCCUGGAAAUCAUCACAGAUAUAUGAUAAUGUCCUGCUUCCUGCAUGUAUCUAUUAUUGUAUACCUAUGUAGAUAUGAAUCUAGUCUUAGUGUCCAAUAGCUAGUCCUAGUUUUUGAAAGUUUUGGAACCGUGAUAUGUAAAGACGGAAAUGAAAGAUGCUGUGAAAAAGGUUUAAUUUCCUAUUAAAUUUGAUAAUGCAUUAAAUUUUAAUUGCCACUGGAACUUCCAAGGCAUGAGUUCAAUUGUAUUGAACCUCUGAUUUCGCCUUAUGAAAUUAGUGAUGUUUCUGAAUGUAUUUACAUUGAUGCUAUAAUUGAAUACAAAGGACCUGUCAAACAUUCUUACAUGAAUUCAUCUUCUGUGUAUUCUUGGCAUAUAACUGGUGGGGGGCUGCAAUUUGCCAAAUUGUCUCGUUAUUUUUAUUUUACAAUUAAUAGUCAUCUGCUUUGUGUAAAAAUUAUCAUGUGUUGUUGAAUUAUUCAGCAAGAAUGUUAAUUAUGAUUCGUUGUAAAUGGUGUAUGGAAAGAGUUUUUGUUUAAGAAUGUACAUGUAUCUGAUAAAUUCUUGUGAAGAAUUUUGUAUUGUUUUAGUGUUUUGACAUACAAAAUGAAGGUGACUAACAGUAAGUUUUCAUCCUUGUUGACAUCAUCAUUUGAUCACAUUUUAUUUCUUGGUUACAUGAAUAUGGAUGGUCAAUAUUCCUUUCAGUGAUAAUACAGCAAGGGGAGAUAAUUAUGUGUCAAUUGUAUACAUUAAGGGGAGAUAAUUAUGUGUUAAUUGUAAACAUAGGGGAGAUAAUUAUGUGUCAAUUGUAUACAUUAAGGGGGAUACUUAUGUGCAAAUAAUAUAUAAUAAGGGGAGAUAAAAACAUAUCAAUAACAUGCAGUAAGGGGAGAUAAUUUUGUCACUAUAUAUUCAGACAUAAUGUGCAUAUACAGUAAGGGGGAUGGUAACAUACAAUAUCAAUAUAAAUUAAUAAUAGUACCUGGUUAGGUGAGAUGAAAACGUUUAAAUAAUAUAUAAGGGGAGAUGGUUAUGUAUGAUAAUGUAAGUAAGGGGAGGUAAUAAUAACAUACAAUAUGGGGGAAAAAAUAUGUCAAUAUAUAAUAUAUAUAUAUACAGGAAGGGGAGAUAUCAACAUAUCAAUACAUGUAUAUAGUUCAGGGAGAUAAUUACAUAUCACUAAUAAAAGGUAAAGGGGAUUAAUUAUAUGCCAAUUAUAACAAUAUAAGGAAAUGAUAAGUUAAUGUAUAUAUACAGUACAUGUAUACAGUAAGGGAAAUAAUGACAUAUCAAUAUAAAAUAACAUAAUGUAAGGGGAGGUAAUAAUAUUAAUAAUUCACAGGAAGGGGAGAUAAUAAUGUAUCACUGAUAUGGUACCAUGAUCACUAAUUUACAAUAAUAUAAUGGGCUUUUUGUAUGUCUGUUGUUGAUGUUUAUUAUCCCUCAGUACAUCCUGUCCAUUAUUUUGUUGAUAUUUUUCUGUACUUGCCCUUAUUUUGGAAAGUGAUGCCCUUAAGUUCAUAACACAUUCCUAAUAAAGAUACAUGUACUUAA
This is a messenger RNA of Pecten maximus, 3950 nucleotides long. RefSeq names its product F-box only protein 42-like. Lineage: Eukaryota; Metazoa; Mollusca; Bivalvia; Pectinida; Pectinidae. Gene Ontology annotation, molecular function: protein binding. The transcript is spliced from 8 exons. The record is from RefSeq and is a predicted model, not a curated record. The coding region runs from base 45 to 1910 and encodes 621 amino acids.